Messenger RNA from Rotaria sp. Silwood1, 546 nucleotides. NCBI's taxonomy places the organism in Eukaryota, Metazoa, Rotifera, Eurotatoria, Philodinida, Philodinidae. The record is from the annotation of a GenBank genome assembly.
AUGGAACUUAAAAAUUUGGUCAUAAUUAUUGGAGGAGGAUGGAGUGAAAUUGGAGUUGCUGGUUCAUUAGUGUACAACAGAGGUGGUCAUUCCUCUACAGAAAUAUCAAUUCAAUUAACAGAUGCUGGAUUUCAUGUCACUAUUGUACAUCGUGGUGGGCAGUACUUUAUGAGACAAUACGCUUGGACACCUUACCUAUCAAAUCAAACAAUUGAAAAACCUCUACAAUAUUGGGGAUAUUCGAUGGCAGAUGAAAAAUUUUCCGAAAAACUCUAUUAUUUUAAUAAUGAAACUCAUUUGACAAUACCUCUAUUAAGACCUGCUUCUUUUAUAAUUUCAAAUAAGAAAAUAUUUAUUGAUGAUGCUCAUUUCUUUGAUUUACUUCAAAAAAAGUCCAUUGAAAUUAAAGGAAGUGUUAGAGAAAUUAUUGAGAAAGGGAUUAUAUUUGAAAACAAAGCAGAAAUUCAAGAGUUUGAUGGGAUAAUUUUAUGCACUGGAUUUUCGCAUGGUCGGGAACAAUUCUUCGAUGAUGCAAGUCAAUAUUAA